AACCAUUUUUCCAAGUUCACACGGUUCCUGCACUGCGCGACGAGAGAGCAGCACGUACGCCAAUCUAGAGCCGCUCGCAUGGCGAAGCUGGCUUCGUCGUCCACGUCCGCCCUCGACUUCCUGCGCCGCCUCCUCUGCGCGCACAGCGCCAGCAACGCCGACGAUUCCGCCGCUGCACAGCACGGCGCGACGCGAGACCCCGCGCCGGAACCGGAGGCGAGGAGCCCCUGCAUUGUGGCCAGGCUGAUGGGCCUGGACGCAAUGCCGGCGGAUGCGCCACACGGCCACCCGCAGCCGCUGCGGCGCAGCCGGUACGCGAGCUCCGCGGAGGGGUGGCCGCCGCCGCCGCCGUGCUCCGGGGACGCCACGCCGCAGCCGCUGGCAAUGCAAGCGUCCACGUCGUUGAGGGAGAAGCAGGCGUACCUGAGGCAGGAGAACGACGAGUUCCUUCUCCUCAGCUUCAGCCCGGAGGACCGCAGCGACGUCAAAGGAGAGUCGUUCUCGCUCGCCGCGGCGGAGACGACCGGGCGUGGCGAGAGGAGGUCCGACAGAGCCAAGAAGCAGGGGAGGAAUGGGCAGCGCCGCCGCAAGCUGCAGUUCAGCGACCAGGCGGCGGAGUGUGACAUGCAGAACGCGAGCCCGGUGUCGGUGCUGGAGGCGCGAGAUGGGCAUGAGGAGUCGUCCACCACUACAACUUCGUCUUCCAUGGAAGAGGUGGAAAAUGCUGAGCUCUGCUCAGCUAGCUCAGUGACUGUGGAAGAAACUCAGUCAAUAUUGAAGCAGCAGAGCUCAGGGAGGAAGCUGCGAUCCAAUUUCGACCAGAUCGAUGACCUGUCUCAUGCAACAAGCACUUGCCAUGCCACAAGAUGUUCAGACAGGGAGAGGAGGAACCGGAGAGUGGUGAACAAGGCCGAGGUGAUCACCCCAGAUGUAACUGGCAUCUGGCAGCCCAUUUGUCGAAUGGUUGAGGAAGAUCUCAAGAACAUGGACUGGUUUACUCGGGAUGGCGCAAACGUUGUCGCCGAGAUGGAGUCAGGCAUCCUUGAUCAGCUCUUAUGUGAGGCAACGGAUGAACUCUUGCAGCUAAGCUCCGAUGUUGUGUGUGCUCUGCCUCUCCGCUCAUCUCUAGAAGUGCCUGUGUCCAAGAAAUGUUCAGGCAAGACGAUCAAGUGGAGGUACCCAUGUCUAAGAAAUGUUCAGGCAAGACAAGCAAUUGGAGGCUACUGAACAAGUAUUGAAGAAGUGGUCAAUCGCCCUCCGGUUGUGAUUUGCGUUCUGAAAUAUGAUCAUAAGAACAUGAAGUGGAUACGCAAACAAAGCAGCAGACGUAAAUUCAGAGGUUGCUGAACCUGAAGAUCUCAGGAACCUGUACUCUAUUUGUAGUUUGUACUGCCAAGCUUU
This is a messenger RNA of Phragmites australis (common reed), 1401 nucleotides long. RefSeq lists its product as uncharacterized. The record is from RefSeq and is a predicted model, not a curated record. The transcript is spliced from 2 exons. The coding region runs from base 79 to 1227 and encodes 382 amino acids. NCBI's taxonomy places the organism in Eukaryota, Viridiplantae, Streptophyta, Magnoliopsida, Poales, Poaceae.